CACUCGGACGGCUGUAUUACUCCAAUAAAGUUUUAGGGUUUUAAAGUUGAAGCCACUUGCUGCUUCGCUUUACAGUGAGAAACCAAGAACAAACAGAACUCUUCACGAAAUUUGAGAGGAAUAUUAUUGUAAAGGAAGAAUGCAGGCUUGUGGUGGAGCUGCAAUGACGGGCUCUUUGCAUCAGCCCAUGAGGGUUAAUCAACCAGCAUUUCCUUUAAAAGGAUCUCGGAUUACUGGAUACCCGCUUCAGAUUAAGCUUAACUCAGUGAAACCCUGUAGAGCUCAACUCGAAGGCAGCUUAAUUACCGGGAGGCCCAGCUCUUCACUCUCUGUCCCUGUGCUUGAAAACAGCUUUGUGGACCAUGGCCUCGGUGAUGCUGAUCCUGAGGUAUGCUCAAUUAUUAGUAAGGAGAAGGAGAGGCAGUUCAAAAGCCUUGAGCUUAUUGCCUCUGAGAAUUUUACAUCCCGUGCAGUGAUGGAGGCAGUUGGGUCAUGUCUCACAAACAAGUAUUCUGAAGGACUGCCUGGUAAAAGGUACUAUGGUGGCAAUGAGUACAUUGAUGAACUUGAAAUACUUUGCCAGAAGAGGGCUUUGGCAGCAUUUCACUUGGAUGAAAAGAAGUGGGGCGUCAAUGUUCAACCAUUGUCAGGUUCUCCUGCUAAUUUUGAGGUUUAUACAGCUAUUCUAAAUCCACAUGAUCGGAUAAUGGGUCUUGACUUACCUCACGGGGGACAUUUGUCACAUGGAUUUAUGACCCCGAAAAGACGAGUAUCUGGCACGUCAAUCUAUUUUGAGUCAAUGCCUUACCGUCUCAAUGAAUCCACAGGUCUUGUUGAUUAUGACAUGCUUGAAAAAACAGCUACCCUGUUUCGACCAAAACUCAUAAUUGCUGGUGCCAGUGCAUAUCCUCGUGAUUUUGACUAUCCUCGUAUGAGGAAAAUUGCAGAUGCUGUUGGUGCAUUUCUCAUGAUGGAUAUGGCUCAUAUAAGUGGACUUGUUGCUGCUUCUGUAGUUGCUGACCCAUUUGAAUAUUGUGAUAUUGUGACAACAACCACACACAAGUCUCUGAGAGGUCCUAGAGGUGGCAUGAUCUUCUUCAAGAAGGAUCCUGCUCAUGGAGUUGAUCUAGAAUCUGCCAUCAAUAAUGCUGUUUUUCCAGGGUUACAGGGAGGUCCUCAUAACCACACAAUUGGUGGGCUAGCAGUUUGCUUAAAACAUGCACAGUCGCCUGAAUUCAAGGCUUACCAGAAUCAGGUAGUGUCGAAUUGUAGAGCUCUUGCAAGUCGAUUAGUUGAACUUGGCUAUACACUGGUUUCUGGUGGCAGUGAUAAUCAUGUACUUGUGGACCUAAGGCCACUGGGGGUUGAUGGUGCUCGGGUCGAGAAAAUACUUGACAUGGCCUCUAUCACCUUGAACAAAAAUUCAGUGCCUGGGGAUAAGAGUGCGCUUGUUCCAGGUGGCAUUCGCAUUGGAUCACCUGCUAUGACCACUCGAGUUAAAGAAAAGGAAUUUAUAGCUAUUGCGGACUUUAUCCAUGAGGGUGUGCAAAUUACUAUUGGUGCUAAAGGAUUGGUUUCUGGGUCGUCAAAGCUUCAAGAAUUCUUGAAGUUUGUGGUAGCUCCGGAGUUUCCGUUGAUGGACAAGGUGUUGAAUCUCCGUAGUAGAGUCGAAGCCCUUACAACCCAAUUUCCCAUUCCUGGUGUAUGAAUGACACAGGUUCACUUUACUAAGUUAUAAGAAACAUCAGAGCAGGGUGAAAUCAAACAUAGAUUUUUAGACCUGACAUUGAUGCUAAGCUUUUUAAUAAGUUCAAGCCAAUGAAAUGAAAA
Messenger RNA from Hibiscus syriacus, 1830 nucleotides. Its product is annotated as serine hydroxymethyltransferase 3, chloroplastic-like. Gene Ontology annotation, molecular function: glycine hydroxymethyltransferase activity; pyridoxal phosphate binding; serine binding. The record is from RefSeq and is a predicted model, not a curated record. Gene Ontology annotation, biological process: tetrahydrofolate interconversion; folic acid metabolic process; L-serine catabolic process. Gene Ontology annotation, cellular component: cytoplasm. NCBI's taxonomy places the organism in Eukaryota, Viridiplantae, Streptophyta, Magnoliopsida, Malvales, Malvaceae.